Messenger RNA from Giardia duodenalis, 3204 nucleotides. RefSeq lists its product as uncharacterized. The transcript has a single exon. NCBI's taxonomy places the organism in Eukaryota, Fornicata, Diplomonadida, Hexamitidae. Bases 1 to 3204 code for a protein of 1067 amino acids. The record is from RefSeq and is a predicted model, not a curated record.
AUGCAGCCCUCGCUCAAACGAUCCACCAACAUAAGUAGUCUGGCAUCACGGCAACGUGUGUACGUGAAGAUCUUUCAACGAUUGCGACCGCACACGCUCAUUCACCUCAUAACGACAUCCCAAACGUUUUAUACGCUCGUUACCAACUAUAUAAACAGUGGUUCAUUAACCUAUAUUGCAUCGGAAAGCCAUCAAGCAGAAGAUCUCCGAGCAUGGCUUGGCCUGUUGAAAGUGCUCAUGAUAUCUCCAAAGACUAGCCUAGUGCUCCCCAGAUUCUUUUCCGUCACCAACAUUUUAAUGGAAAACCUAGAUCGUCAGUACUACAUCUCCUUGCUGCUCGAAGUAGUGACAGGACUUUUAUUGCGGUCGAAAACCUUUCUUUCAGAAUUGCAUUGCAAUCUUGAUUUAAGCUGCGACAUUCUAUUCAAGAUCUUGCAAGAAUUGAACCUCCGCGUGCUUGUCUUUCACCGACCCUACAAAGAGUUGUCUCGAGAAUACUAUCUAGAGUUCAAUAGAAUUUUACAAUCCUUUACAUUAAGCACCGAUAGUUUCUGGAAUAGCGAGUACAGCUCUAAUCCGCAGAUCAAGGCCCUGGAUGACGUUGCCACAGAGGUGUUCCACGUCUGCCGCAAUCUGACCUCUCUCACUAUACCGGCACGUGUCAUGGAUUUCAUUCUGCCAAACAGCCUAGAAAUGCAAAUUCUCGACGAGGACUACGAGAUCAACCUGACUCAUCUUUCAACGGUACUUGUUGUGCGGGCUGGAGACCUUGAGCACGAGCGUGUUCUUUCCCUGCAGUGCCACUUCUACAAGCAUCUCCUCUCGCUGACACUCGACAUGGAACAAAUCCCAGGUGUUAAUCACCUCUUCCUGACGCACAGACAUCUCCAGCGACUCGCUUUAUAUUCCUCAACUGGAUUGGUGGAAUGUCCACUGCUGGUGUUCCCCUCGCUGCGGAAGGUUACCAUAGAGCUCCGGCCUUUAGAGCAAGAGCAUGCGGGUGUUGACAAAUUCAUAGGUGUAUUCUUGACUAUGGAGGCAUUCAUCUCCCUGUUUGCUAAUUCUAUCAACAUAUCAUACAUAAAUGCAGUGUAUUCGGACCAGAUAACGAAAACGGACAUCACAGAAAAGUUAUAUGGUUUACGAUAUGAAUCUCUAACAUUUCUGCGGUUACGGUUUUUCCCAGUCAAGUCGGAGGAGCUGGAAAGGCACGGGAUAACAUCUGCAGCUCUUGCACGUCUUGCACACAAGAUGCCACGACUCCGAAAGCUGACCUUGUCUGGCUUCAGAGACAUGCUUGGUGACACUCACGUGGCAUGCAUUCUGAAGAGCUGUCCUUUCUUGGAAGAACUAUCUUUAACGGGUAGACAUGACGUACUCCCUAACACCAAGCCAUACAUCUGCUCGUGCAACACACAGCUUCUGUGGCAUUCGCAGUCGGAGACAGCUGAGUCCCUGGAUGGGUCAAGUGAGCACUCGACUGUAUACACUGCAUAUAACCGACACUUCCAUCGAGAGGCGACAUGUAAGUCUAGCAUGUUGGUUGCCGCAGAACAUCCCCCCUGCUGGACAGGACCUGCCGAAGAAUCUCAGGAGCCGGCUAGCCCCUAUCUCACAUCCAAGCUCGCCGUUCUAAAAUUGAAACAGAUCUAUAUCACCGACGUAACCUUUAUCAAUCUGUAUUUGCUAGGGGCCGGAGACAGUUUGAAAGUACUAUGGAUUGAUGCACUUCCACGCAUAUCUUCUAUUGGUGUAGGUUUACUGAUUAAUCAGGUGCUGCUAUAUGGACCUCUGUUAACCACUCCUGUGCGCCAGAUCCCCACCCAGCCAGCAGAUUUCUCUGACCAAGUAUACACCUCUCUGACCAAACGUGCCCUCUCAGAACACAAUGAGAGGUACGUAAGGGGGCUGUGUUCGGAUUUGUGCUCGGAUGCAGAGUCGAUUGAGGAGUCUUCGCCAAGCUCACAUUCAGAGUGUACAACGACGAUCACUCCUACGCAUGAUAAAGCCAGUGAAGCACUCGACAACUUAACUGAUUGUACGGCCAAAACCAGUACCGCACUUAGCACCUCUUUUGAUAUAGAUUCCCUAUCAGCUAUUUACAAAGAGACAGUCUUGACAGAAAGGGUUAGAGAUUGGUGGGUCAAACGACUUCAAAGGCUGGACAAACACAUCUGCAGAUACCAAGAACUUUUGAAGGCACAGCGGGACAGGCAAACCCUACUUAAAAUCACAAAUCUAUCCUUCAGCGACUCAUAUCUACCGCUCUAUCACGUCCCCAAAUAUGAUAUUGCAUUUAUAAGCGAGUCUGAACCUGUCAUUGAUAGCAGUCAGCCAUAUAUAAACUAUGUAAGUGGCCCAUAUGAUCAAUUAGAGUACGAUGCUGUACUAACUAUGUCCUCAUUCUCAUCGCUAGACAAUGAAAAAGAUAAACCUCAAUCUGACUCUCUUCAUGCCAAUUUGUCGACGCAUAGAUUUAACGACUCCGUUAGUCAUAUAAACGUUGGACUCAAAGGUUCGUCAGAAGCGUACAGUCCACACAUGGCCUUUGUCAUCUUCAGGACAAAGCAUCAACCGUUUAUCUCUAUGCGCUAUCCUCGGCUCAAUGCCGAUUCAAUAUACUCUCUAUUUAGUGCGCAUGGGGUAUGUCGACGAACCUUCAAGAAGAUCGUGGGCCAGAACAAUACAGGUACUCUCGGGGCCCAGUACCGCAUCGUAUAUGAUUCGGCCUUACAGACUGUAAGUACGAUUGAGUGGACGUCAUUCACCCCGCUACAAUCAAGAGACAUCUCCAUUGCUGAUGCGACGUUUUUUCCACUGGCGCAUAAGCUAGCGAAAGAUAAGACAAUGCCUCUUCCUGCUACCCUGUUGUCAUGGAUCCUCUCGGAAUACUUUGAGUCUAGUGCUCUUGAAAAGGUCAGCGUGGCAAACUGCGAGUUGGUAGAUGGUAACUUAGUAACGUCACUGGCUACAACAAAUACGCAGUCACUCCACUCUCUUCAACUGAAGCUCCUUUUCCCCGUUCAUCACACAGCGUUCCAUACCCUUGUCCUACACCACAGCCACAGCCUAAGGUACCUCUAUCUACUUCCCUUCUCUUCCGAAUCGGAAAAUGAAAAAUUUAUUGAUGCGGUGAAACAGAUCUCUAAUAUACUCACGAUAGAUUUAGAUUGGAAGACGGAGAGGAGCCUUCUAUUUAUUUAG